Molecule: messenger RNA, 1202 nt
Organism: Oryza sativa Japonica Group (Japanese rice)
Lineage: Eukaryota; Viridiplantae; Streptophyta; Magnoliopsida; Poales; Poaceae
Product: F-box protein At4g05010
Molecular function (GO): protein binding
Source: RefSeq, a predicted model, not a curated record
AGGUGGCCAGCUGUUUCUAUUUUUACCACUUCAUUCUCCAUUCAGUUUGCUUAGCGAGUUAGGGGGGAAAAAAGCUACGAGGUUUUCUUGGAUCAUCCGACGAACUCGAGUGAUUGAUUGAUUUACCCAAGUCUGUUAUUGUAGUGAUUUACCCGAGGUUUUUUGUUUUCGUUUUCGUUCUUGCGAGGGGUGGGUGAGAGAUUACAGGGGGGAUUUUCUCCGACUUGGAAGGAGCAGAGAAAGAUUUGCGUUUAGAAGAUCUGAGGUCAGGUUACUCCACUAAUUUCUACCACGAAACAGAGUAGAGUAGGAUUUGACAUCGGAAGGGGAAACAAAAAUGGCAAUUGGACAGGCGAAGACGAAGAGCUCUCUCUCCACGAGCUUGAGCUUCUCUUGCAGCAGCACGAGGAUCCUGGGGAGGAAGAGGGUCGCCGUCUCGCCGGCUCCGCCCCCCUCCGGCGGCCCGCACUCGCCGGUGCGGACUCUCCGCAAGCAGCGGAGCACCAGGCUCCACAUGGACGACGCCGUCAGCCUGCUCGAAUCACUGCCUCAAGAUGUCUUGAUUAAGGUCUUGUGCAAGGUGAACCACAGUGACCUGAGGCCGCUGCUCCUAGUGUCAAAACAAGUUAGCGAAGCAACGGUGGUUGCGAGAGAGCAGCAUUUCGCGUUUGCGACGCCAUCCUCGAAGGCCGCCUUGAGAGGCGGCGAGGAGGAAGAAGAAGCUCCCGGGGCGCCCAAGCUGCAACGCAGGGUUGCGAGGUCGUCGCCCGUCUGGGGCAAGAACCUUGCCAGCAUCAGCGUCAACCUGUUCGAGGCGUUCGAAUCGGAGGUUGUAGAGAUGUAAAUAUUAUUACAGGACACGCGCUUCAGUUUCAGCAAUUCAGCUUAUACUUUGCUCGUGUAUAUUUUCAUCCUUUUAGUGUUCUUAGUGUUAGGUUAUAAAAUGUUAGGAGUGCAUUUUGUAGCUCACGUCAAACAGAGGAGAAAAAAAACUUAGGUAGUGAUACUGUUAUUAAUCUCAUACUAGUAGCAUGUGUUAGGAGUAGCUAUAAAUGGUCGUUCUUCAAUGCUGUGAUUGAAGAGAACACGACGCCUUGUGUAAUAAGUUUCAUAUAAGCAUCGAAUGCAUGAAUUAUCAGGAGAUCUCUCUUCUUUUUUAUGUGUAACAUAUGCUGUUUGUGUAUGAUAUCUGUGUACUAGCA